Molecule: messenger RNA, 3673 nt
Organism: Psammomys obesus (fat sand rat)
Lineage: Eukaryota; Metazoa; Chordata; Mammalia; Rodentia; Muridae
Gene: Nfya
Product: nuclear transcription factor Y subunit alpha
Exons: 10
Coding region: 217-1260 (347 amino acids)
Biological process (GO): regulation of transcription by RNA polymerase II
Cellular component (GO): CCAAT-binding factor complex
Molecular function (GO): DNA-binding transcription factor activity, RNA polymerase II-specific; RNA polymerase II cis-regulatory region sequence-specific DNA binding
Source: RefSeq, a predicted model, not a curated record
GGAGGCCCGAUUCGCCUUUGUUCAGAUUCGCCAUUUUGCGAGGCAGCGGCAGUGGCGGCGGCGGCGGCGGCUGGAGCCUCUGAUUGGGUUUCGGGGUCCGGUACUGGAGCCAAUCAGCGCGGGCAGCGAACCGGGGGAGCGAGGCACGGAGUCCCUACCUGGCAGCUGCCUGGGAUCUAUAGAGUAAAGCUUCAGGACUCUUAACGUGGCCGGACCAUGGAGCAGUAUACGACAAACAGCAAUAGUUCCACUGAGCAGAUCGUGGUGCAGGCUGGCCAGAUUCAGCAACAGCAGCAGGGUGGUGUCACUGCUGUCCAGUUGCAGACUGAGGCCCAAGUGGCAUCCGCCUCAGGCCAGCAAGUCCAGACCCUCCAGGUAGUCCAGGGACAGCCAUUAAUGGUACAAGUCAGUGGAGGCCAGCUUAUUACAUCAACUGGCCAACCGAUCAUGGUCCAGGCUGUGCCUGGUGGACAAGGCCAAACUAUCAUGCAAGUGCCUGUGUCUGGAACACAGGGUUUACAGCAGAUUCAGUUGGUACCCCCUGGUCAGAUACAGAUCCAAGGUGGGCAGGCUGUGCAGGUACAAGGCCAGCAGGGUCAGACCCAGCAGAUCAUCAUUCAGCAGCCACAAACUGCAGUCACCGCUGGCCAGACUCAAACGCAACAACAGAUUGCUGUCCAGGGACAACAAGUGGCCCAGACUGCUGAAGGGCAAACUAUUGUCUACCAGCCAGUUAAUGCAGAUGGCACGAUUCUCCAGCAAGUUACAGUCCCUGUUUCAGGCAUGAUCACCAUCCCAGCAGCCAGUUUGGCAGGAGCACAGAUCGUUCAGACGGGAGCCAAUACCAAUACAACCAGCAGUGGGCAAGGAACUGUCACUGUGACACUGCCAGUGGCAGGCAAUGUGGUCAACUCAGGAGGAAUGGUCAUGAUGGUGCCAGGAGCUGGCUCUGUGCCUGCUAUCCAGAGAAUCCCUUUACCUGGUGCAGAGAUGCUGGAAGAAGAGCCCCUGUAUGUGAAUGCCAAACAGUAUCACCGCAUCCUCAAGAGGAGACAAGCGCGUGCUAAGCUAGAGGCAGAAGGGAAGAUUCCAAAAGAAAGAAGGAAAUACCUCCAUGAGUCUCGGCAUCGACACGCCAUGGCACGGAAACGUGGUGAGGGGGGACGGUUUUUCUCUCCAAAAGAAAAGGACAGUCCUCAUAUGCAGGAUCCAAACCAAGCCGAUGAAGAAGCCAUGACACAGAUCAUCCGAGUUUCCUAACCACAGGAGGAUAACAGAGCUGAUGAGUCAUGUUCCUCUCCACUGUUCCUGGACAUGGACUGACUUCCUACGAGACACUGAUGGUUGCACUCUGCCCUUUCUCAGGACAGAAACUACUUAGCUCAGUAUUACAGCUGUAGCAUGGCUGAUGAACUGAAGUGGCAAGCCUUUGUCUCACCCUUUCAUUCAGGACCUGUUUCAGACUGUUGGCAACAUUGACCUUUUGUGACUUCGGAUGAUAAAAGGAGGUAUUUUCCAGGCCAGCCAGUUGGCCAUUGCAGUAGGGGAGACCAGCCUUUUCAACCUGGUCUACAGUCAAGGCAGCCACAGCCCCUGCCUUCCUGUGGAGUCAACAGCACCCAUCCUCUGGAGGGACGUCGGGCUGCCUGAUGCAAGGACAAUUUGCACUCAGGUGGUUCCCAAAGAAGGAGGCUUCCUGUUAGGACAUGAAACAGCCAACUGAGCUGCAGUGCUCUGACCUGUGCUGAUAAGACUGUCUGCCCACAUGCUAGGUCGGUAUUUUUUACUUCAGCCAAGAAAGUACAAAGAGGGUAUUUUGGACUCAGGAUAAAAGGAUAGAAGACCUUGAGGAUCAAAAAAGGUACAUUGCUGAAUCUCUAACUUUGACUGUGGUCUGCUCAUGCCUACUAACGGCCAUCUGGGCCAUAGUUCAUACUAUGGCCACUUUAAUGACAGAUUAGAGAGUAAGUCGACCUCACAGCUGACUUUCCCAGUAGAGAACAAAACUUCACAACAUCUGUGCUCAGGUGCUGAGGACAUACAUGACAGUUCCUCAACAAAGGCAAACCUAGGAUAUUUAAUCAUGGGCUUUAUGAGUGAGGAGGGAAUGGAAGGAUCUGUGCAUAUCAGACUAGAGAACAAGUGCCCUGUCUGCCCAAGGGCUGCCAUAGAGUGUGACUCUCCAGUGGAUGGACGCCAGGCGUGGAACUUAAGCUGAAGACACCAAGUCACAUUCACACUGCAUCUUCUGAUGUGCACUAAAAGAGAAGUUGGAGGUGCACUCCUUAUAUUGCCUGGGCAAGCAGUGUUGAGGCAGUCAUCCUGGCUGCAGGCUGGAGCACUACUGGAGCUCAGAGUGGAGAAGAGGCGUGGGCUCCACUCCUGCCUGUGGCCCAGCCCAGGGGUGAACUUCUUCCCAUGGCAGCUGAUUCUUUGGUGCCAGUUUCCACUUGUUUUCUCCUUUCCCUGUAGACCUUGCAGCAAGGUUUGCCCAGUGCAUCUAUGCUGUAGGGAGCAACUACAGACUGGGAAGAUUCCUGCAGGGUCAGGAAUUGGGCCACAAUUCCCACGAUGAGGUGGGCCUCAAGAAAUGUGUUUCCUGGACAAGCACCCUACCACUGAGCCACACACACACACACGCUCCCAGACCUGUAGAUGCUGAGCCUGGAAGACAAAAAUAAGGCUGGUAUUUCAGAAGAGUUGACUGCCUUCCUGUUCUGCAAUCAAAGUCAAACACAGACAUUCCAAAGACUUUGAGGUUAGUUAAGUCAAGUCUAAAGACUGGCUCUUUGACUUUGUUCUGUGUUAAAGAUGGGAAGGAAUUGACCAUAUAAAGAAAUAUCACAGGGAGACCAGUUUAAUUGGAGAAGCAUGAAGUAAGCCAUCUCUUCUUAUUCCCAGGGAUCUUGCCAUUUCUCCUGGCUUCCAGAGGUCAGAGGGGGCUGAUCUUUUUUAGAAAACUCACUAGAAACUUCUGGUUCUUUAUAUGAGCUUUCAGAUGUUACUGAAAAACAUGAUGAAUUUUUAUCUUUGGCAUGGUGAGAAUUCUGAGGAAAGGGUUUAGGGAUUCCUCAGACCUAAUGUCUAGUGCUUAAGCCAGCAAUUGUAGAAAGCUAUUUAUUUGUGUCUGUAAGUUUGUACAUAAUCCCAAUCUCAUUUUGUUGCUGAGUUUCACUUUAAGGAAGGCAAGUUUGAGUUUUAUUUCCUUUGAAACAGAUACUUGGGUUGCCAUUUUGUCACUGCAUUGCACUUAGCUGUGGCCCUUUCAUUGUGGUCAUUCUAGCACAGCGCAAUAGCCCAGAGGGGGUGGGGCCGGUUUUUUGUUUGUUUGUUUAACUUAGUUCUUUUUACUUGUUUGUUCUUGUGAUUGUAGUGAUGGCUUCAAAGAUACAGAGUGAGUGGAGGAGUGGGCUGCUGGUCUACACGGCACUCUAUUUCCUGAGUGCUUCUGUUGCAGGGUAACUGCAAAUGUACAUAUUUUUAACUGCGCUGGUAGUGGGACACCCCAGUGUCUAGACCACUGCACCAACAGCCUCUCCUGGCUACAGGGUGCCUAAUAAUAAUGUCUUGAUUUUCAUUUGGGACUCAACUAUGUAGGUCUCCCCACCAAUAAGGGGAAUACAGGUGAUCAUUGAUGUCAUUGCAAUUUUUUAAAUAAAUUUAUAAAAAUGCU